ACAGCCCCGCUGGUCGGCGCAGGGCGAGGACCAUGCUUCCUCUGUUAAAUAUUUAGACGAUGAUAGAGAACUUCGCUCGCUCCCAGCUGGGACCAGAGACAUAAAGACAACACUGCGGGCAAGCAGCUCCCAGUAGCAGCUCAGCCUGAGGUCCGGCGCACAGCUGCACCCGAGGAGUAGACUCGCUGCAGUCUCUCUGGUCUGGGACGUCCCGGGAGAAGAAACAGGGGCUUCACUUUCAACGGACGUCCAGUUCCCAAAGACCCCCGACGGCAGAUCCAGUUGCCCAGAUGACAUCUCUCAACUUCAGCACGGCUGACAGCCCCAUCAAUUCCACCUCCUGCCCUGAAGGCAUCUUCCUGGAUUGGAUCUACACCUUCCUGCCUGCCUACAUCAUGGUGGUGUGCGUGUUCGGCCUGGUGGGGAACACCUUUGUGCUGCUCGUCCUGUGCCUGCACCGGAGCCACCGUACUGUGCCCGACAUCUACCUGGGCAGCCUGGCCGGUGCCGACCUCCUGCUGCUGGCCUGCCUUCCCUUCUGGGCCGUCAACAUCGCCCAGCGAUUCUCCUGGCCCUUUGGGGAGCUCUUGUGCCGCUGUGUCAACCUUGCCAUCUACAUGAAUCUGUGCAGCAGCAUCUACUUCCUGGUGAUGGUCAGCAUCGACCGGUACCUCGCCCUGGUGAAGGUCCUCAACCCCGGCCGGAUACGCACGGUCUCCUGCGCCAAGAUCAACUGCUGCCUGAUCUGGCUCUUCAGCCUGGCGAUGAGUAGUCCUGCCUUCAUAUUCCGCCAGGUCACCUUCGUGCCGGAGGUGAACAUCUCCGCCUGCCUGCUCCAGUACCCUCACCCGAGUUGGCAGCUCAAGAUGGACAUCACCUUCAUCGUCAUCAUUUUCCUGAUCCCCGACAUCAUCCUGUUCUUCUGCACCACCAAGAUCCUCCGCGUGCUCCGGAACGACCGACUGCAGCUCUUCAAGCGGGUGCGCAAGGAGAGCAGGGCGGUGCGCCUGAUCCUUGUGGUCCUGCUGGCCUUCCUCGUCUGCUGGGUGCCCUUUCAGCUCUUCCGGGUGCUCCACCUCUUCUACCAGGUGGGGCUGUUGACGGGCUGCCCCUGGCAGAGGGUCCUGAGCAACGGCAACCAGCUCGUCACCUUCCUCGGCUGCACCAACAGCUGCGUCAACCCUGUCCUCUAUGUCAUGGUGGGGAAGCAGUUCAGGACCAAAGCUAGGGAGCUCUACGACCAAUCGGUGGCCAGGAGGAAGUCGGCGCUGACCCUCAGGGACUCCCCGGUGACUCACAACACCUCCAUCUCCAGUCUGGAGAGGGUGGGACACUGAGGUGGGCGGUGGGGCGGGGGCGUGCGGGCAAUGGCGGAAGAUCCUCUCCUUCCCUGAUCUGCAUGGACCCCUCUUAAUGACCUUCCUUGCCUUGUGCGUCCUCUCUGAUGAUAGGAAGUCCUGUCAGUUACGUGUACAAGAAAAUAGGACCAGGAAUAGGCCAUUCAGCCCCUCAAACCUGCUCCACCAGUGAUCCAACCUUCAUGAGCCUUCCAGCGAUUCACCGCCCUCUGCAAGAAGAAAUUUCGUCGUGCUUUGGUCUUAAAUGGGACUGGCUUAGGUGGGCGUCUUGGACAGCACGAACCAUUUGGGCCAAAUGGCCUGUUUCUGUGAUGUAUUGUUCUAUGACUCUAAAUGACUGGCCCUUUAUUUUGAAACCAUGUCCCCUUGUCUGACAUUGUCCCACUCGUCGAAACACCUAAAUAUCAAUGCCCCCCUCAGGAUCUUGUACAUGUUAAGAUCACCCCUUAUUUUCUGAGCUACAGGGACCUGUUCAAGCCUCCCUUGAUAGGACAAUCCUCUCCUCUCGGCAAUGAUACUGAUGAGUCUCCCUUGGAUUGCCUCUCUUGAUUUCUCUUGUCUGGUGUCCUUGGGACCUGAACUAGCGUCAAACCACAGAAGAUCCAGACCAUAGAACUUGUCCUGUUCAUCUUCCACUGAGCAGGAGAACUGUUCUUUUUAACUGUAGACACUCGGCAGGUAAUGUAAGGGUUCUGAGAACUGUCCGUAACCCAAAGGUUCAGUAAGUUGGAAACGCUGGGAAAUUGGUUUAUUAUUGUCACGUGUACCGAGGUACAGUGUAAAACUUUGUUUUGCAUGCCAUCGAUCAGAUCAUUUCAUCACAUCAGUGCAUCGAGGUAGUGCAAGGGAAAAGCAAUAACAGAAUGCAGAAUAAAGUGUUACAGUUACAGAGAAAGUGCAGUGCAGGCAGACAAUAAGGUGCAAGGUCAUAACGAGGUAGAUUGUGAGGUCAAGAAUCCAUCUGAUCGUACAAGAGGUCUGUUCAAUAGUCUUAUAACAGCGGCUGUUGGCUGAGGUUGCAAGGAAGAUUCAUCAACCACAACUGCUCAAAUUCACGUAGCGCCCCUAAGGUGGAGUUUGUUCCCAAGGGGGAGCAAAGGCUGUUAUUAGAUACCCGGAUGACACAAAGGUUGGUGGUGUUGGGAUGGGAAGGAAGGCAAGUGAGAGGAUUUGCCUUUUGUGAAGCCAAACGGGUAGGACGUGUACAGUAAAUGGUGGGGCACGAAGGAACGUUGAUGAACAGGGAUACCUUGGGGUUCAAGUUUAUGUUCCCUGAAGGUGGCAACACAGGUAGGUAGGGUGGUGAAGAAGACGCAUGGCAUGCUUGCCUUCAUAGGUUGAGGCAUAGAAUGUAAAAUUUGGGACUUUAUGUUGCAACUUUCCAAAACACUUGGUAAAUUGGUGAACUGGCUGGAGUACUGUGGGCAGUUCUGGUCGCCACACUAUAGGAAGGGUGUGCUUGCACUGGAGAGAGUGCAGAGGAGACAUGAUGUUGCUUGGUUUGGAGGACUUUAGUUUGGAUAGGUAGGGCUUGUUUUCCCUGGGGUAAAGGAGGCUGGAUAGCGACCUGCCAAAAGGGUAUGAGAUUAUUAGGGGCAUAGAUCAGGUAGGUAGUGUGUGGGAUUAACCGGGGCAGUCAGCAUCUUUUCACUGUGGUAGUGGUUCCAAAAACCAGAGGGCAGAGGUUUAAGGUGAGAGGAAGGACUUUUAAAGGGAAUCUGAGGGGAAAGAGAGCGGUUGAUAUCUGGAACUCGCUGCCAGUGGAGGUGAUGGAGUCAGAUAUAAAUCUCUGGGUUUAAGAGACAUUUAGACAGGCAUGUGAAUUGGGCAUGGAAUUGAUUAGUAUAGAUGGACAAAAAGACCAGCAUGGAUGUGAUGGGCUGAAGGGCCUUUUCUGUGCUGUAUGACUCUGUAACUCUAGGUCCCUGAAGCUGUGAGGCACACAGAAUAUUAUAUCUCCACACUACCCAGGUCAGUGGCUGUAGAAGGAGAGUGAGUAACCGGGGAGAACCAAUUCAUUGACUCACAGAAUGAGAGGCUGCCCCAGUUUAUCCCACACGCUCUGCCCUUCCCUCCAAAGGUUUCAAAAAUAUAGAAAGAGCGACUGACCCAGAAAGCACAAGGAUGUAGACUCAGAGCAAGAAGAAACGAGGCGACUGAGGACCCAGGGGUCACUGUGGCAGGGAUAGGUACAGAGAAUGUUGAAAGCACUCCGCAGGUCAGACGGCAGUUCGGGUACAAAGGCAGCAUCGUGAGGAAGCUGGAUAAGGUCUGAGAAUAAUACUGUUAAAUGCAGCCAAUACAUCGGAAAUCUGUGUAGACACGACCACAGAACCUAACGUCGACCUGUGUUUAAUAUCCGGGAGGAUUUACGAUUUGACUUUGCAAGGAGAUACCAGGACAAGAAACAGACUUUUGAACAGCAUUGUGAAAUGGGACUGAGAGGGUAUCCCAGAGUUUGGGAUGGUGGCAACUGCCGGUGAUCGACCAAAGGAAAUCAUUGCUGGUCAAGAGGUCCAUCGUAGAAACACCGGCAUAACAGUAAGAUGGCUCUGAUAACCACAUAAUGUUACACCUGACCUGUCAGCGUUGAGUUGAUGUAAAGCACUUAAAUUAUGUAGUAACAAAGCAAAUGGAAUGUGCAUCGGGUAACUCUCACAAUGAUAUUACUUAUGUUAAUAUAAACGUGGUAAUUAAAUUAA
This is a messenger RNA of Pristis pectinata (smalltooth sawfish), 4060 nucleotides long. RefSeq names its product B2 bradykinin receptor-like. The coding region runs from base 291 to 1337 and encodes 348 amino acids. Lineage: Eukaryota; Metazoa; Chordata; Chondrichthyes; Rhinopristiformes; Pristidae. Gene Ontology annotation, biological process: smooth muscle contraction; immune response; vasoconstriction. The record is from RefSeq and is a predicted model, not a curated record. The transcript is spliced from 2 exons. Gene Ontology annotation, cellular component: membrane. Gene Ontology annotation, molecular function: bradykinin receptor activity.